ACCUGGAAGCAGUGCGCUCGUUCAGGUGAUAAAUAAAACGCAUUUUGAAACACGCUGACGGACAGAAACAGCAUCAAGGUCAGUAAAGAAUAACUUUGAGGGAAGUUAAAACCUCUCUUCCCCUAAUGGAAUGACAAGAAUAAUGGUAUUGCUCAAUACAUAAACCUCGUUGUCUGUGUCUAGGAAUGGCCUCUGCUAACACUUCCUGGUCUGAAGAGAACUUUUCAUGUUCCAUCUGUCUGGAUGUGUUCAGCAGCCCAGUUUCCACACCAUGUGGACACAACUUCUGCAGAACCUGUAUUACUAAGUUCUGGGAUGGACAAGUCAAGUACAAAUGUCCCGUUUGCAACGAGCUUUUCAACACAAGACCUGAUUUACGGGUCAAUAUCCUCUUUUCAGAGAUGGUUGAUCGGAUUGGAACGUCCCUACGAGUAAAAGAGCAGCCUUGUGUUGAACCAGGAGAAGUUCCCUGUGACGUCUGUACUGGGACCCAGCUGAAGGCCGUGAAGUCCUGCCUAAUGUGUCUUACCUCUUACUGCCAAACCCACCUGGAGCCACACCAUAGAGUCGCAGGCCUGAAGAAACAUCGGCUGGUCGAGCCUAUGGACCGUCUGGAAGACAGGAUGUGUAAGAAACACGACCGACUUCUGGAGCUCUUCUGCAAGACUGAACAGGUGUGUGUGUGUCGGUUGUGCACAGUGACGGACCACAAGUCCCAUCCUGUUAUUCCUCUAAAGGAGGAAUAUAAAGUGAAGACGGCCCAGCUGGGGAAGAGAGAGGCUAAAGUCAAACAGUUGAUCCUGGAGAGACAAAAGAAUAUUCAGGAGAUUAAAGACACAGUUAAACGCAGCAAAGCAGACGCAGACAGAGAGAUAGCUGAUGGUGUGCAGGUCCUCACUGCUCUGAUGCGCUGCAUUGAAAAGUGCCAGGAUGAUCUCAACCAAAUGGUGAAAGAGAAACUGAAAUCCACAGAGAAACAAGCUGAAGACCUCAUCAAAGGGCUGGAGCAGGAAAUAGAAGAUCUGACCAAUAGAAGCUCAGAGGUGAAGCAGCUCUCACAGACUAAAGACCACCUCCACUUCCUCCAGGCCUUCAGAUCCCUGAAGGAUCCUCCACCCACCAGGGACUGGACCACGGUGGAGGUCCGUCCUCCGUCAUACGUAGGGACCUUGAGGAGAUCCCUGGAUCAGCUGGAGGAGACACUGAACAUGGAGAUGAAGAAGCUGCGUGAUGCUGAACUGAAGAGGGUCCAGCAGUAUGAAGUGGAUGUGACUCUGGAUCCUGAUACAGCUUAUCCCUGGCUCACCCUGUCUGAGGAUGGGAAACAGGUACAUGAUGGAGGUGUAAAGAAGAAACUCCCAGACAACCCCAAGAGAUUUACACGGUGUGUAUAUGUUCUCACGAGGCAGAGCUUCUCCUCAGGGAGAUUAUAUUUUGAGGUCCAGGUUAAAGACAAGACUGGAUGGUCUUUAGGAGUGGUCAGAGAGUCCAUCGCCAGAAAAGGUCUGACCCAUCAGACCCCUGAGACGGGUUACUGGACUCUUCUCUACUACAUGGAUUACUUGGUAUUUAGUGAUAACCCUUCUGUCCGUGUCCCUCUGAGAGCUGAGCUCCAGAAGGUGGGGGUGUUUGUUAAUUAUGAUGAGGGUCUGGUCUCCUUCUAUGAUGUGGAAGCCAGGGUUCAUCUCUACUCUGCUACUGGCUGCACCUUCAGUGAGCCUCUCUAUCCAUUCCUCGGCCCAGGCCGCCAUAAUUAUCAAGGUAACAACUCUGCCCCCCUGAUCAUCUCACCUGUCAAUCAAACAGACUAGGACCUUGGUUUGAUAAUAACAUUUUCUGAGAGAACUGUAUUCAUAUCUUACUUUUCACUUUCAUCUAAGGAGUAAUUCAUUUAGCCAUUAACACUGUACUAUAAAAAAUAUAACCCACUAUAACCUAUAAGACUACGCUAUAAUGUUCAAUGUCUUUUAUCUGAAUGUUUUUUUAUAUUUUUAAUGAAAAAGGAAAUG
Messenger RNA from Gadus chalcogrammus (walleye pollock), 2009 nucleotides. RefSeq names its product E3 ubiquitin-protein ligase TRIM39-like. Gene Ontology annotation, molecular function: zinc ion binding; protein binding. The coding region runs from base 186 to 1811 and encodes 541 amino acids. The transcript has a single exon. NCBI's taxonomy places the organism in Eukaryota, Metazoa, Chordata, Actinopteri, Gadiformes, Gadidae. The record is from RefSeq and is a predicted model, not a curated record.